AUGUAUUCGAAGUGGUCCGUCCAGCUUCUGAUGGUGGUUCUUUCCAUCAUCGUAGCCAGCCGGGCAACGUGGUUCAACCCAGCGCCCUCGGAUCUUGUCGUCAGACAAGACGUCUCGGUCACCGCUGCUAUUCAGGAUGACAGCACAACGUCACCAGCCGAUACUACCGCGGACGCGACUCCCACGAGUGAUGAUGCAACUUCAACGCCCGAGGAGACAACACCAGCAACAACGGCUAAUCCCACAACUGCCGACGACUCUCCAACAACAGAAACAUCAGCAGCCGAUGCCACUCCUACCACUCCUACCACCGACGCAACGACCACGACCCCGGAGAACACCACCCCCACAGACGCCAACACCACGCCGACGACUGGUGCGACUACCACCUUGCCUCCCACGACUGGUGGUGGUACUACCGGUACGACGUCUUCGGCCUCGUCUAAAGAAACCAGCUCGGGCAACGACGAUAGUUCAAGCAGUAAGAGUAGUAAGACGACUGCAUCGCCGGUUACUUUCACCAGCAUAGCCGUGAUCACUACCACCAACGAUGCUGGACAGACGGUCACUUCGUCAUCUGCAACCGCCAUUGUUUCUACGCCGGCGCUGUCUGGCAGCGACAGCAGCAAAGACAACCAAGGCAUAAGCCAGGGCACCAAGAAUACCAUCAUUGGUGUCUGCGUCGGUGUUGGACUUGCCAUCGUCAUCGCGGUGGGUGGUCUACUGUUCUGGAGACUUCGCAGUAAGAGACGAAGCCAGGAAGAGAAUGAGGAGCUGGUUAGCUACGGCAAUGGAUUCGGUGGACCUGGCACGGCUGAGAAGAGCGAGACCAGUGCUCCUCCUAACCGAAGCCCCUUCCAAAGCACCCUGGAAAGUUACCAUGCGCCUACGCAGACGAAUGCCGCGUCCAACUUCUAA
This is a messenger RNA of Anthostomella pinea, 918 nucleotides long. Lineage: Eukaryota; Fungi; Ascomycota; Sordariomycetes; Xylariales; Xylariaceae. The record is from the annotation of a GenBank genome assembly.